AUGCGUGAGUGGCAUGAGCAUGCCUGGGGGGCAGGGGGGGACUUGCAGCAAGCCUCGCAGCCGAAGGAGCUCGAAGAAUGCCCAUUAGAGCUCCGAGGGGCUGCUGAAACUUUUUGGGUCCUGUGGCAUGCCGGGGCGCGCGGCCGGAUGAGCUUGUUUCCUCCGGAAGCUGAGGCAACAGCCUUCACGACUCUCGAUGAACUCCGAAGGUGGUAUGGGUUGGCAGAUGAGCCCUGGCAGGCCUUUCAUAUGCAGGUGGGGCAGCCGGACAUGCGCAUUCUGAGCGCGCUGCCGGCAGAAGCUCUUACUGAAAACAUCAUGUUGACACGCGUGGGAGUGGCCGCUGCGGCCUUGUCACCAGCUCAUGCCGUCCAAAUUGGGUUGGUGUGGCGCUUAGCGUGCAGGAUCGUCCACACAAGAGGGGGGGGCAACUAUGCUGACUGGCAGGAUGUGGACCCCUGGGUCAAACGGGCAGUGGCCACGCCAGCUGCAGCUGCCGCCCAGCCGCCUGCCCUGAAAGAGCGGGGUAUCAAAAUGUCUUCGAUCAUCGACCAGUCAGAUGACAGCGAGUUCGUGCCAGAAAGUCUGGCGAAAGCUGAUGGUUGGUACCAGAGGUACCUCAAAAUCAUGGGAGGCCCGCCCCAGGAGGAGGAAGAUUGCACUGUGGAACAGCUCUCGGCGCUGAACAAGCGGGUGCACACGCUGGACCUGCCGCCGUAUGUGGACCUGGGGGUGUGGCAGCCCUACGGUCGCCGUGCGCUGCGGGCGAGCAAGUUUAGGGCGUGGUUCCCAGAUGGUGCCGGGGGAUACAUCGCGAAGGAGCUGCCGGGGCCGUCGUCGUGGAGCCAAUGGUUAGCUGCUUGGCGGCUCUACCCGACGGCCUGGCAUUUGGUGGUGUUGGCCGAUGAGAAGGCGAGGGGCGAGAAAUGGGCCCGAGUGCGUUUGAGGAUCAGUGCUGACAUCGCUGCGGGCAAAGGGGCGCCAGAGCUUUGGGAUGCCGAUCGGCCAUGGAUCGCCGCCUUGCAUCAGCUUGUGAAUGACACGGCUUUCUGGGAAGAUCAGGUCCGGUCGCCUGCUAACGCCUGGGUGGCUUCCGGUGGCAGGGGCACGCCCAAAGCGCCUGAGGAGAAGCGGGCGGCCAAGAAGCGCAAGAUUCAAGCCGACAAGGAGGAGCUCAAAGCUUGGCGUGCGUCCGCUGGCAGCAAGGGCAAGCAAGAGAACAAGGGCGAGAAAGCUGGCGUGCUCAAAGCCAAGGACCAGGCCGGCGAUGAUCUUUGCUUCAGCUGGGACGCGGCGAAGGGUCCCUGUGCUGGGUGUGCUCCGGGUGAUGGGUGCAAAGGCAAAGUCAAGAGAAUCCACAAGUGCAGGAUUUGCCUGAGCCCCGGCCAUCGUAGUCAGGGAGCCUACAUGGGCAUGACAGCCGGCGCUGCGCUGUGCUUUCUGCACUUGUUCAGUGGGGGACGUGAUAAACUAGGCGAGGCUCUCCUGAGUGAGGCCAAGGCGGCUGGGAUCGAGGUGACCGUCGAGGCCCACGACCUCUGCAAGGGAGAUGACCUCACGUCCCGAGAAUUCAUCUAUGGGCUACCGGGCAAUUCGAGGGCGCAACAAGAUGAAGCAGAUCGAGGCACGCUGCAUGCGGUCACCUCGGUGCAGAUUCUCGAGGCCGUGGAGGCGAGCCAAGCCGUGGACGGGAUGCAGAGGCCUGUGACCUUCGAGAAUCCGACCAUCCGCAGGUUCGUGGGAAAGUUGUCGGGGCUUGCUAGCCUCUCGGGCAGGUGCCAAUGCAGCAGAGGCGUCGAACACCCGAGAGUCGUCGGCGCCAACGCAGCCAAGGACUCAGCUGCCUACCCGAUUGCCCUCUGCCACCAAUAUGCAAAGUUGGUGGUGGAAACCUGGCUAAAGGAUAGACGGCAGCCCGGCAAGCGGGCAGCCGAGCCCGAGAUCACCGAGAAGCCCGAUAUCAUCGAAGAAGCGCACUGGAGUGGAGGACAGGGCGCUUUCGGGAGCCUCAGGGUGCAGGACACAAAGAAGGCCAGGAGAGAUCGCGAGAACAAGGAGGCCAUCGGCGGCAUGCGACGCCCCGUGUGGGCUUUGGAGCACGUCCCAGGCCUCAGGACAGUGGGGCAGGAGGUGAGCCGGAUCUUCGACAAGUUCGCGGCCAAGUUCCAGGGCGCAGCGCUCGCCGGGGAGCACUACGGCAUGGACGGCUUCAAGAUGACGUACGUGGACGAAUGGAAGAGCGAGCUGGACACACACUUCCGGGUGUGUUCAGAGCGCCCGGCCCUGCUGCUGAAGAGCCUUCUCCACUACGACACGCCAGUCCACGUGGCCUUGCUGGAGGCUUGGACGCAGCAGGCCAAGGACCCAGACCAGAUGGUGAUCGAGUGGCUUAAGCAUGGAGCACCGCUGGGCGCCAACAUGGGCAUACCCUCGGUGGGUAUCUUCCCGCCAAAGGGGGAGAAUCCCGAAGCGUGGGAAGAAGCCAAAGCCGAGACUCAGGCCUGGGAAACCAGGCAAAACUACCGCUCCUUUACCUCCAACCCCUUGGACUCGAACCAGGAAAUGGGAAGGCUCAUGGGCCUCGGAUACGUUAAGAAAAUAUCCGAGGAACAGGCGACCAACUACUUCUCCGGGGCCGUCGUCUCGAAAUUAGGGGCGAACCAGAGGGCCCGGUGUCCCGAGCGCAUCGUCCUGCCACGUCCGCAGGACGUAUACGCCAUGGCGGCCGACCUCAAAGCACAUGAGCCGCAACUUCUGGAGUGGUACCGGGCAGAGUCGCAGCCAACCGCGGAGUGGGGCUCGGAGCUCGUCGCAGCCGACCUGACAGACGCCUUCACCCACUUCCCGGUCCAUCCUUCAGAGCACGAGCAGUGCCUGUCACCAGUCGGAGACAACAAGAACUACUACGUCUUCGUGGCAAUGUUCUUCGGGCACAAAUGUGCCCCUUUGGUCAUGUGCCGCCUAUCCGCCUUGCUGACCAGGUUGGUGCAAGGCAUGUUUUGGCAAGCCGAAUUGCAGCUGGCCACCUACAUCGACGACCCACUCAUGGCCCUGGUCGGCUCACGUCAGCGACGCAUCCGCAACCUCAGCCUCAUCCUUCUGACUCUCGGGGCGUUGGGCAUCAGGCUGGCGUGGCAUAAAGGGGCCAGGGGAUGCAAAAUUACCUGGAUCGGGGUGAACUUCACCUUGCGAUGGCGGGAAGGAGUCUUGGACAACGAGGUUCCCGACAAACUUCGCGACGAACUGCUGGAGAAGCUGGAAAAGUGGGCGGUCUCCAUCGUCUACGGGGCCAUCACGGCACACGAGGCGGAGGUGAGAUCGGGGACUGAGGCGUCCCGAAGACCUGCCCGAGUGGAUAGCAGGCCAAAGGACCACUUGGUCCCCAUCAAGCGUUUCGAGCUGGCGCAGGCUUGGCUGGCUACGCUGCUCAAGGAAAGGCGCCCGAGGACCACAUUGUCCCUGUGGAAGCGACCGGAGUCCAUCAUGAUCGUGACGGAUGCGUCGCCGCAAGGGUGCGGGGGCUUGCUGCUGGUGCGCGCCACGGCGCAAUCCCCGUGGACUCCCCUCAAGGCCUACGAGUACCAGGUCGACCGUGAGGACGCUGAACUGCUGGGUUUCCACCACAAGUCACACAAGAGUCAAGGGUUCCUGGAGGCCCUGGCGAUCUUCUUGGCGUUGCGUGAGUGGGGCGCCCUGCUGGCAACCAUCAAGGUGGGGCUCGCCAUCCGCUCCGACUCCACAGUGGCUUUGGCAUUGCUUGAGAAGGCGGCCUCGUCGUCAGCUGCGCUCAACCUCCUCGCGGCAGAGAUGGCCUUGCUUCUUGAAAAGCUUCAGGUGGGCGAGAUAGCUCUCUCCCACGUGCCUGGCAAAAUCAAUGUUUGGGCAGACUGGUUGUCUAGACCGGACACCAGGGGUGUAAUGCCAAACCAGCUCCAAGGGGUCAAGACGGCCAAACCCAGCAAGCUCCGAAGGAGCGACUUUUCGCUUGGCUUAGCUCGGUCGCACGACGCCGCUGAGGCGGGAGCGUCCUGGGCUGCCCUUAAGGGCUAA
Messenger RNA from Symbiodinium natans, 4050 nucleotides. The record is from the annotation of a GenBank genome assembly. NCBI's taxonomy places the organism in Eukaryota, Dinophyceae, Suessiales, Symbiodiniaceae.